Molecule: messenger RNA, 781 nt
Organism: Pterocles gutturalis (yellow-throated sandgrouse)
Lineage: Eukaryota; Metazoa; Chordata; Aves; Pterocliformes; Pteroclidae
Product: interleukin-1 receptor type 2-like
Exons: 5
Molecular function (GO): interleukin-1, type II, blocking receptor activity; interleukin-1 binding
Source: RefSeq, a predicted model, not a curated record
AUGAACGUGCUGUUGAGUGGACAGGAGGCAGGCAAGAGAAGGUUUCAAGACGCUUUUCCUCAGCUGCCUCCUUCUUAUUUCCUCUGGGAAAACAUGCGUGGGCUCUUCUUUGUCCUGAUCAUGUGCACAGCAAGCGCCUCCGCUUUUAGACUCCAGCAAGUGAAAAGCAUAGAAAACUGCCCAGACCACACCGUGUUUUUCAAACACUACUAUGAACUGCAUGGAGAACCUGUGGUUCUGAAAUGCCCUUCCCCCAGACACAAACAUUUGGAUUUUUCUGCCUUGAUCCCUAAUAUCACAUGGUAUAAAAAUGGUUCAAAAAGCUUGAUAUCAGGAAGAGAUGAAGAUCCAAGAAUCUGGGCAAAAGAAGAUGCACUCUGGUUUUUACCAGCAAUGCUAGAAGACUCAGGAGUAUAUAUCUGCACCAGAAGGAACUCCUCCUACUGUGCUGAGGUCUCCAUCCACCUCACAGUCGUGGAGAAAACUGCUGCUCGGGAGAUUGCCUAUCUCCAGGUCCUUUUUACUUUCACCUCUGGAAAGAUUGUUUGCCCUGACCUGUGGGAUUUUACACCAAAUAGGACAAGCCUGGAGCUCAAGUGGUACAAGGAUGCUCUGCCUUUGGAAGACGACAAUGAAAAAUUUGUAAUUCUGAAAGGUUCGACUUCUCUCAUCAUGACUUCUGUGCUGCCAACAGAUGCUGGCUAUUACACCUGCAAGAUGUCAUUUCCAUAUGAAGGUGUAAUGUAUGAAAUCACCAGAACAAUUCAACUGGAGACUGUUG